Molecule: messenger RNA, 996 nt
Organism: Colletotrichum paranaense
Lineage: Eukaryota; Fungi; Ascomycota; Sordariomycetes; Glomerellales; Glomerellaceae
Product: glycosyl hydrolase family 61
Exons: 1
Coding region: 1-996 (331 amino acids)
Source: RefSeq, a predicted model, not a curated record
AUGCGCUCCUUCGCCUUCCUCGCCGCCGCGGCCGUCGUGCCCCAGGCCAUGGCCCACUACGUCUUCCCUACCCUCAUCGUCAACGGUGAGCAGACCGAGCGCUACCAGUACGUCCGCGAGGCCAAGAACUCCAACUCUCCCGUCACCGACGUCACCUCCGACGGCAUCGUCUGCAACAUUGGCGGCAACGACGACGAUGUCCUCGCAAAGACCCAGACCAAGGCCGUCAACGCCGGUGAUGAGGUCGGCUUCAUCGUCGAGAACGACAUGGGCCACCCUGGUCCCCUCGCCGUCUACCUCUCCAAGGCCCCCUCCGGUGUCGCCUCCUACAAGGGUGACGGCGACUGGUUCAAGGUCUACGAGCUGUCCACCUCCAACAUCACCGAGGCUGGUCUCCAGUGGGCCACCUACGUCAACAACGCCGGUAUUCACAACUUCACCUUCACUCUCCCCAAGGAGGUCCCCACCGGCGAGUACUUGAUGCGCGCUGAGCACAUUGGCCUCCACGGCGCCGGCACCAAGGGUGGUGCCCAGUUCUACAUCGCUUGCGCUCAGAUCUCCGUCACCGGUACCUCCACUGAGACCCCCUCGCCCGUCGUCAAGUUCCCCGGCGUCUACACCGGCGAGGAGCCCGGUCUGUUGAUCAACAUCUACUACCCUGCCCCCAAGAACUACACCGUCCCCGGUGGCCCCGUUGCCUUCUCCGGAUGCGAGGACCACACUGCCAACCUUCUCGGCCAGACCUCCGACGGUGACUGCACUGGCUCCGAUGGUGCCACCACUCCCACAACCCCCACUACUCCUACCACACCUUCCACCUCCGCCGCUCCCUCUGCAGGCAUCCCCGACUACAACGGCGGCAACAGCACCAGCCCCGCUGAGCCCUCUGCUGCUCCUACCGCUGCCGCUGGCGAGGGUGACGACUGCGAGAAGUCUGCUGCUCGCCGCCGCGUCCGCUCCAUGCGCCGCAAGCUUGCCCGUGCUGCUUCUUUCUAA